Molecule: messenger RNA, 930 nt
Organism: Suncus etruscus (white-toothed pygmy shrew)
Lineage: Eukaryota; Metazoa; Chordata; Mammalia; Eulipotyphla; Soricidae
Product: olfactory receptor 18-like
Exons: 1
Coding region: 1-930 (309 amino acids)
Biological process (GO): G protein-coupled receptor signaling pathway
Cellular component (GO): membrane
Molecular function (GO): G protein-coupled receptor activity; olfactory receptor activity
Source: RefSeq, a predicted model, not a curated record
AUGGAUCCACACAAUGCAACAGGGGCUGUGGUAUUCAUCUUGUUGGGAUUCUCAGAUGAUCUACAAGUUCAGCCUCUUCUCUUCGGCCUCUUCCUAUCCAUGUACCUGGUCAGCAUCACAGGGAAUCUGCUCAUCAUCUUGGCUGUUGUCUCUGAUCCCCACCUACACACCCCCAUGUACUUCUUCCUCUCCAUCCUGUCCACUACUGACAUUGCCUUUAUCUCCACCAUUGUCCCAAUGGUGAUCUGGAACAUUCACACUCAGAAUAAAAGCAUCUCUUAUGUAGGAUGCCUGGUACAGUUGUCUUUGUUUUAUGCUUUCUGCUGUAUGGACAAUGUACUUCUAGCUAUAAUGGCAUAUGAUCGCUUUGUGGCCAUCUGUCACCCCCUGCAAUACACAGUAAUCAUGAACCCCCAGCUCUGUAGCCUGUUACUUCUGCUGUCUGUUGGUGUCAGCCUGAUGGAGUCCCAGCUGCAUUUCUUGAUGAUAUCCCUGCUUACCUUCUGCACCCAUGUGGAAAUUCCUAAUUUUUUCUGUGACCCCCCUCAACUCAUCAGACAUGCCUGUGAGGACAGCACCACUAAUAAAAUACUCUUAUAUUUUUUUGCUGCCAUCUUUGGUGGUGUGCCAGUCUCUGGGAUCCUGUAUUCUUAUUCCAGAAUCAUGUCCUCUGUUUUAAGAAUUUCAUCCACAGGUGGGAGGUACAAAGCCUUCUCCACCUGUGGCUCUCAUUUGUCUGUUGUUUGCUUAUUUUAUGGAACAGGUAUUGGGGUAUACCUCACCUCAGUUGUAUCUAAUUCACAGAGGAAUGGGGCAGUGUUUUCUGUGGGAUAUACAACUAUUGUUCCUAUGCUGAACCCUUUCAUCUACAGUGUGAGAAACAAAGAUAUCAAGAUUGCUUUCCAAAAGCUUCUCAGUAGAAGACGCUAA